Molecule: messenger RNA, 432 nt
Organism: Penicillium chermesinum
Lineage: Eukaryota; Fungi; Ascomycota; Eurotiomycetes; Eurotiales; Aspergillaceae
Product: 40S ribosomal protein uS9
Exons: 4
Coding region: 1-432 (143 amino acids)
Biological process (GO): translation; maturation of SSU-rRNA from tricistronic rRNA transcript (SSU-rRNA, 5.8S rRNA, LSU-rRNA)
Cellular component (GO): ribosome; cytosolic small ribosomal subunit
Molecular function (GO): structural constituent of ribosome; RNA binding
Source: RefSeq, a predicted model, not a curated record
AUGGCUUCCGUCCCGAGUGUGCAAACCUUCGGCAAGAAGAAGACGGCCACUGCUGUCGCCCACUGCAAGCAAGGCAAGGGCCUCGUUAAGGUCAACGGCCAGCCCCUCUCUCUGGUCCAGCCUGAGAUCCUGCGCUUCAAGGUCUACGAGCCCCUUCUGAUCGUUGGCGCCGACAAGUUCGCUGGUGUCGACAUCCGUGUCCGUGUCAGCGGUGGUGGUCACACUUCGCAGGUCUACGCCAUCCGUCAGGCCAUCGCCAAGGCCAUCGUCGCUUACUACCAGAAGUACGUUGACGAGCACUCCAAGAACCAGCUCAAGCAGGCUUUCGCUCAGUACGACCGCACUCUCCUCGUCGCCGAUAACCGUCGCGCGGAGCCCAAGAAGUUCGGUGGUCGCGGUGCCCGCGCCCGCUACCAGAAGUCCUACCGUUAA